This is a messenger RNA of Olea europaea var. sylvestris, 541 nucleotides long. RefSeq lists its product as uncharacterized. Bases 7 to 465 code for a protein of 152 amino acids. NCBI's taxonomy places the organism in Eukaryota, Viridiplantae, Streptophyta, Magnoliopsida, Lamiales, Oleaceae. The transcript has 2 exons. The record is from RefSeq and is a predicted model, not a curated record.
AUAUAUAUGUAUUGUCUACCACUGUUCAAUGAAAAACAGAGAAACAGAAACGAAGAAAUGGCUAUUUCAUCCAAUUGCUGCCUCAAUCUAUUCCCUCCAACUAGAAGUACUUCAAGACCAACCCGAGAUGCAUGCCCUCAAAAGGAAAGAUCAUGGAAAAGCCAAUGCAUUUUAGGGUUAACAUGUGUAAUAAUUGGACAAGAAAUGAGCAAUUUGGAAGGAUUAGGUGCCAUGGCCGCAGAGGAGAAGCAAUUAGCUGUGGAGUCUAAAAUCAAAGUUCAAAGAUGGAGUGAUUUAGGAAUGUGCCAGCCAUGGCGUCGAAAUUCGUUUGAGAUGAUUGUGCCAGAGAAUCUCCCGCGGCCAUCGGCACGACGACGAUGGGAGACGGUUGAUUUUUCUAAAACUGCACCGACUUUGCAAGUUGUUACAAAAAAAUCUGUUACUAAAAGUUGUUUUUCGUUAUAAAUUUAUGUACUCUCUCAAUAAAACAUAGACUUCAUAACCCUAUCAAUAAAGAGUCGUGUGGGUCGAGUUGAGUUGA